AGUACAACUUCAAGGUUCUGAAGCAUUGUCGGGGAGAGGGAGAGAGAGAAAUGCAGAAGUGCGAGAAGGAAUGCCUGUUUUUCUGCUUCCUCUUUGCGUUCAGCAUAGAUCCUCCAACAUUUCACGCCCUGUCUCAAAUGCUUAUAGUGAGAAACGCGCCCAAGGAUGAUUAGUUUCGGGAACGAAUGCCAGGAAAAUCAACUCUGAUAUGUGUUUCACGCCGUGACUCAAUGCCUGAUAAUGAGAAAUGCACAAUGAAAAUAGUUUCGGGAACGAGAGCCACGAAAAUCGACUCUGAGUCUCUUCUCCGGUUCCUUACUUGCGUUCAGCAUUAGAGACAGGUCCUCCGCCGUGGCUCCUAUUUGUUACCUGACUAGAAAGCUUCGACUAGGACUUCGUAGACGAAGGACGGCACUCUCUAUGUUCGCAAACUGCUUGCUACAGUAGAGAGGUUAGCCAUUUAUUCUCAAAGGCGUCCCAUCGAUCCCCACUCAUUAGGUUCGUGAUUAUCUCCCCCCCCCCCUUUUGACAGAACUUCACAGAUCCGCAGCACUGCCAGCCAGGCCUUCACAGCAUGGAGGGUCGGCAUUGAAACCAGGCACGCCAAGAGCGGGACGUGCAAAGCUCACACUGCAGCCGUCACAUGAGAGACCCAGCAAACGCAUCUCCUAAUUCCCGCCUCGUUUCUUGAUCCCUAGCUCGGCACUAUACCUUGUGUACCUCUAUCUCCCUGCCUUUCUGACUGCUGAAUCUUUUCAAGGACUUGAUGUCGUUUCAUCUCUUCUCUUCCAUAAUUGCUCCUUUCCUUUCUUCAUGUUCCAUCGUCAGCGUCCCUUGUUUUACGUUAUUCUCCCUUUCACUUGUUCGUUCUCCGUUUUAUUGUUUCAUCUUCCGCGUGAUGUUUGCGUUUGGCCUGGAUGGAACAGGUGGUGGGGUUGAUUCGACCGUCGCUGUCACCAUUCUCUGCACCUGUCAGGUUUCGUAUGUUCAUGUUUUCUGAAUUCUCGUCAGAUCUGAUGGUAUCCUUACUGCUUUAGCUUAGUGAUCUGAUAUCUCAUUUUCUUUCAACCGUUCCGCCUCAUCGUCGCAAUUGCCAUUCAUUUUGUCCACGUUUUCGCCAUUGAAAUCUCCUUCGAUUCCGCAUUCUGUUGCCCUUUCCCUAAUAGCCUUCGGUUUCGCCUACGAUUUCGCCAACGAUUUCGCAUUCGGUUUCGCCUUCGAGUUCGCCUUCGGGUUCGCCUUCGAGUUCGCCUUCGGUUUCGCCCUGCUCAUGCCCUGCGGAUGCGCUGAGGAAUGGUAUGCGCCCUGCUCAUGCCCGCCGCCCUUCCUCCAUGUUGUUACUUUCUGUGGGGAACUCCCUCCUGGCCCAUUUCCUUGCUGGGGUACGCUGCCUUUUGGUCCCAAGUUCUUUCUAUCCUGAAUGUCUUGUUCUCCCUGUUUCUAUUUUUACAGAAUAGCGUUGACCAAGGGUGUUCAUUUUGACACCCCUCUGUUGCUUGCAAUGCCCACCCGUGGCAGCAUGACUGACGGUUCUGGGCAGCAGCGACUUUUUAUUCUUAUUGGGACCGAUUUUGUCUUUGGAAUGGUGCUUGUGUUUUCUGCUUGAUAUGCUCGACGAUUGCAUGGUGCUUUUUGCACCGGUAAUGUUGAAUUGUAAUUGUAUCUGCGGAUCAUAAAUGCAUAAUGUAUUUUAUUAACGAUAAUGCAGCCAUCAAGACCCCCCACACUGUCACCAAGACACCUGCGGUACAAAGGAGGAUUCCAUCAGCACUAUCACAUGACUCGAACAUCAAGGUGAUUGUGAGGGUCCGCCCUCCAGCGGGCCCCGAGCUGACAGGGUACCCUGGAGAGCGGUGUGUGGCAGUGGACGGCCCAAAGUUGCUCUUCCUCAUGAACCCGGACAAGGGAGGCGCGGCCCAGCAGUUCACCUUCGACCACGUGGCGGGGGAGAACGCAACGCAGGAGGAUCUGUUCGAGCCGGCGGGGAGGCCCAUAGUGGAGAACUGCCUGGCUGGUUACAGCAGCACCAUGUUCACCUACGGCCAGGUUCGUCCUACGGCCAGACUGGAAGUGGAAAGACCUAUACCAUGCUUGCUUGGGUCUGACGUGGACAAGGCUGACCUGAGAAAAUCUCGAGUGGAAAAUGCUGACGUGGAGGUUGACUCGAGGUGGGGGAUGAUCCCGCGUAUCUUCCAGCUGGCCUUUGCACUGAUGAAACAGGAAGCGCAGCAGAGGACGACUGACCGUCUCACAUUCGCUUGCACGUGCUCGUUCCUCGAGAUCUACAACGAGCACUUCUACGACCUGCUGAACCCCAAGUGCACCAGCCUGGAGGUCCAUGAGGGCCCCAGCGGCAAUGUGUUUGUGAAGAGCCUCUCCAAGCACCCAUUUUCCUGCUUUGCUGCUGUCAUGGCGCUCGUCCAGCGGGGCGCCAAGAACCGGCGGGUGGCAGGGACGAACAUGAACAGGGAGAGCAGCCGGUCGCACAGCUUCUUCACAUGCAACAUUGAGAGCACCAGGGCAUCAGCAAUCGCCGGGCUGCUCAGCUCAACCUCGUUGACCUCGCAGGCUCUGAAAGCAUCAGGGGCGACCGGAGAGAGGCUCAAGGAAGCGACCUCCAUCAACACGUCGCUCUCCCAGCUUGGCAAAGUCAUCAUGGCGCUGUUGGAGUCACUCAAGGAUGAGAAGCGCCAUGUGCCGUACCGAAACUCCAAGCUCACCUUCCUGCUUAAGGACUCCCUCGGUGGCAACUCCAAGACCACCAUGGUCUGCCCGUUAGAAGUCUAUUUUUGAGGCGCCUCAAAAAUAGACUCCUCACGCAUCAGCCCGUUAGAAGGGUCGUACCGCGAGUCCCUGGGCACGCUCAAGUUCGCCCAGCGCGCCAAGCUGGUGCACAAUAAGGCGGUGGUGAACGAGGCCACGGAGGGCGAGAAGGACGCGCUCAAGAAGGAGAUCGCCCGCCUAAUGGUACACUGCUGGGUCCCCUCCUUCCGUUCACCUUGUGAGGCAUGCCCGUCUCCCGUCUCCUGGAACCCCUGCUGCUGCUGCUGCUGCUGCUGCUGCGAGCAUUGCUGCCACCACGCCACUGGCCCUGGCCGUGCAAGAGAGGACGAGCACGCCCCGGCAUAGGACGCUUCUGGCUGAUAUCAACCGGUGGGAGGUGACCCUGGCUGGGGCUUUAAGGCGGGAGAGGGAGCUGGAGGGCCAGGUGGAGGCUGUCAGGGCGGAGAAUGAGGCGCUCGGGAAGCAGGUCGUUGCACCUGCUGGUGACUGUUGUCUUUGUGCUGGAGGGAAGGAUGAUGGAGAAUGGAGGUGGAG
Molecule: messenger RNA, 3318 nt
Organism: Closterium sp. NIES-67
Lineage: Eukaryota; Viridiplantae; Streptophyta; Zygnematophyceae; Desmidiales; Closteriaceae
Source: the annotation of a GenBank genome assembly